UUCAGUAUCUCUUUUCAGUCUUGGGGGCUUUUAAAACGGCCACUAGUCUCAAUGUUGGACGUGAUAUGACAGCGUCAGUGAUACUUCAUCCCCGCUGGAUCGACACGGUGAUGUUCGUCUACGACAAUAAUUUGGAUGAAAUUAAUAAAAGCAUGGAUGGAUUUUCAGGAGGGAACUUCACCGCAAACCAAUGCAGGAAUUUGAUGGCCCAUCCAGCAUCCUUAGCCCCCAGUUCUGCCUACUCGUCGAGUGAACUACCAGCCUCUGGCAUUGUCGAACCUGUCAAACAAUGUAGUCCUUGUCCAGCUGCUCAAACUUCCUCCAGUGCUUCUCUUCCUUAUGGAUACUUUGGGAGCAGUUACUAUCCAUGCCGAAUGAGCCACCAUAGCAGCAUUAAGUCCUGUGCGCAGCCCUCCACCUUGUCUGGCUAUCCUGCCGACAAGUAUAUGGACACGUCCGCCGGCGAGGAAUUCACCACCCGAGCUAAGGAGUUUGCUUUCUAUCAAGGCUACGCGGGGCCAUACCAACCCAUGCCCAGCUAUUUGGAUGUACCUGUUGUCCCCACGAUCAGCGCCCCGGGAGAACCGAGACACGAAACAUUAUUACCCAUGGAGAGCUACCAGCCCUGGGCUAUUACCAACGGGUGGAACGGUCAAGUCUGCUGUUCAAAAGAGCAACCUCAACCCACCCACCUCUGGAAGUCGAGUCUGCCAGACGUCGUUUCUCAUCCUUCGGAUGCGAGCUCUUUUCGGCGUGGAAGAAAGAAAAGGGUGCCUUAUACCAAGGUGCAGUUAAAAGAACUUGAACGGGAAUAUGCUACCAAUAAAUUCAUCACCAAGGACAAGCGAAGGAGGAUAUCGGCAUCAACAAAUCUCUCAGAAAGACAAGUCACUAUUUGGUUUCAAAACAGACGAGUCAAAGAAAAGAAAGUCCUCACCAAACUGAAAAGUAACAGCUAGUGCGACAAUUCCAGAACACUCGGACUUACUUUGCAAAUGUUUAGAACAUAUUUAAUCUCAGCCUGGAGAAAAAAUAAUCCAUCUCAGCUCAUUCUUUUGAUGCUAGAUUUUUUUACAUUUCUGCCUGCACGUUAUUUUUUUUUUAAAACAAUCCCAAACAACUCACAAAUAAUAUUUCAAGAGAGAUAUGGUGCAACUGACUUGUUUAAGUCGUUUAAUCGUUUAAGAUUCGCCAGAAAUAAAUCAACCCCAUUAUUGAAAAAUCUAGAGGGUUGCUAUUUUCGAGGCAAAAACAUUGUCGAGUGCAUAUAGACAGAAACACUCAAAAAGAAUAAUCAUAAAACUUUGAUUCAUACUGUUCCUUCGCAUGAAUGCUAUCAAAGCACCUAAAGAAAACUUGCUGAAAGGGGUUUAGUUAAUAAAAACGCUACUAGAGUGCAUGCUAUUUUUGUUUCCUCAGGUAAGCUAUGGGAUAUAUCGUGAAAUGUAUAAUAAGAAUGUUUACGCACUAAGGUUUCUUUGGAAGGGAUACGCUAUCUCUAAAGAUAUUAAUGUACAGGUAGAAGGGAGAAUAUAUUCUAAAUAGCAGUGUAAAUGGGAACGUGAAUGCGUACAAUUUCAGCACUACGUUCGUCUUAUGUACAUACCUAGGAGCAUCCUUGCCUUUCGUAAUUAAAAUGCAGUUUCUACAGAGUGGAAAAAAUAUCUAAUUGCAAACGUGGAAGACCCAAUUCCGUGAAAAUGAACUCAAUAUGAAGCCUUUUUUUUUGCUUGCUACUUAUAUUACACAUCACACAUUACAUUAAUCUCCAUGCAGUCUUAAGACAUACAGCCUCCUUCCUAAAGAUGACAGCAUUUGCGUGCAAUUGUAUUUUUUUAAAAUACCGCAUUGUUAUACCUGCAUGCCCCCCUCUUGCUUGGUAUAUAUAACCAAUUAUAGUUGCAAGGUUAAAUCAAGAAUGAUAAUCAAAGAUUUAAGAAAUGUCUUGCAUUGCUAUUAUGCAGCUUUUAAUCUGUAUAGCCUAUUGUCUUUUUUUUAAUCAUCUUCUGAAUUAUUUGCAUUAAAACAAAUUAUUUCACGAAUAAAAGUCUUCAUAAACUACAGCGUCGCAUAUUUUUUAUGAAGAAACAUGAGACCGGCUAAGAACUUCAAAACAAAAAAAAAGUUUUUUUUAAAUGGGCUAAUUAGAUUUCUUCCUGUUGUGUGGCAAGUUAUUCAAGAUGUGUGAAAACAGAGCUUUCAUUCUAAGAAACAACCAAGGAACUUACAAAAAAAAUAAGAAGUCUUAGCAAGUAUGUGCUGCCUUUCUUCAAGGAAAACAUCACCGCCAGAUAAAGAUUCGGGAUGUUGAUGGAAAUAUUUUAGGUUAUAUCUAAGCAUGUAUUAAAAUACUGAAUGUUUUAGUGUAGUAAACUAAACGCGUUGAAAUAUUCAGAAUACAAAUACAUUUUCUGCCAUUACUUGGCUCUGGUUGCAGAGCGAUGGGGGUGGGGAGGUUUAAACCUUGACCUUGACGAAAACAGAUAGUCUUUGACCUUGACGAUUAACAGCUCAUGAAUAGUCAUGAGGUGUAUAUGUAGAACAAGUACGCCAUCUACUGUUACAUCUGCGGAGAAUCAUUUAUAAGGGCUUUGAACACACAACCAACCGAACGUGGGUGUUUCAAUAAUGAGCAUGUAAAGUUGAACAAGGACUACCAAACAUAGGUCAGUAACUGUACCGAGUAUUAUGUAUUGUCGAAAUUGUGGAAAGGUUCGGCUAAAUUAUUUUAAAUGUUUGAAUUUCAAUGACUAAUCAUGAAUUAAGUAUUGCUCAGCCAAGCUUUAGUAAUUUACUAACAUCACCAAAGCUUAAAUUUACAAUGCAAAUGAAUAUUGAUAUAUGGCUACAAUUUUGUAAAUUAACUUUUAGCUGCAUCUAAAUUUCAACCUGUGCAACCAAAAAAAAAGAGUAGAUAGGCUGAUCAAAUAAGCUGUAAGAUUGUAGCAUUCAUGAACCGUAUAAAAGGCAUUUAGUCAACUUUAUGUUAUCUAUGAUCAGCCGAUCUCUUAUGUGUUUGUUAUGAUGUAACCAUCAUUUCACUUUUGUCUACAGCUGUAUGUAACUGCUCUGGAUAUAAUGGUUAUUCACUUAUAUUCGGUACACUGUAUCUGGUCAUAUAUUUGCGAAAUUUCGCCUCUAUUCUUGCAAAACUAAAAUGAUUACCGAGCUGUUCUACACAAUAUUUGAGUAAGGAAUUUUAUGCUGCAUUUUUUAGAAUUUUAAAGCAUAUAGUCUACAUACGUUAUAAAUAGGAAGCACAGGAAAUUGUGUGUGGCAUUGCAUAAUCCAUCUUUCGCUGGGCUGUGGACGUGUAAAGCUAAAACUUGAUCUGCACUAAAAAUAUUAAUUUCCUCAUUUUUUCAUUUCAAAAUAUAGAAUUACAGAUAAAUUCCACAGUCAUGCAGAGUACUCUGAUUUAUCUUGGAUAUUACAGAGAGUGGUCUCUUGGAAGUGGUCUACCUUGAAAUUAUUAUUUGAGAGGUAAGCAAAUUUAUUGAAGUCUCCGAUCUAUUUUGUUGCAUUUACAUCUAAAUAAUGUUGCACUUCUAAUAGUGAACCUUAAACCAUACUUUAUUUUUCUAGUGCCUUUUUCCUAAUGCACACGAAUCAACAACUCGGGGGCUGCUGCUUGCAACAUGCAAGCUGAUUUGUCAAAAUGUCGUGGGAUUAUAAAAUACUACAUUCAUCACAUGACGCAGCGAACCAAUCACGACAUCCUAUUGCAACAUUCAUCCGUGCGCUGGUUGGGAAAUACUCGAGGAGAACCACCCACAUUGUGUCUGAUCAAGGCUGGUCUAAUUAUUAGAUUAUACUUUUCUACUGCAUCUUGUGUAAAAAAAGGCGAUUUUUUUCGUUUACGAGGAAAUGAGAACCAAACACUGUGUUAUUAGCUAACAGUAAUCAUUGAUGCAGACAAAGCAGGUAUAACCAACAGUUAUCAGUUUCUCCAAAUAUAUACAUUCUGGGCAAAUUUUUACUUCGGUUUAUUAUCCGUUUUGCUUCAGUCUUAAGUAUCUCAAAUGCAAGAACAAUGGUGCUUCGUACCCUUCAAACAAUCAGAUUUAUCUCGUCAGACUAUCAGAUUUGGGACUCGCCAUUUCUUGUUAUUUAUAGCACAAUAUAUAGUCAAGCAAAAUUUGCCAUACAGUCAACGUUAACAUCAUCAUAACCAAACAUAAAACAAUGCUACAACAUAGAAUUGGCUUUCCAUAAUGUUCAUUUAGCUUCGGCUCUUCCGCUCUUCUGUUGGUGCAUAUGAUUCGCCGUGAACCUCACAUAUUUUGCGUAAAUUAUCGUAACCUAAUGUACUUCUAGUGGAUUCAGCGCAGCCCCGAGCGAAUAAAAUAAUUUAUUGGGAAAAGAUAAUGCAUUCCCCCCCUAAAAUUGCCUUAAGGAAUAACGCCAGCAACCUUGGGUUAGUUCUUAGGGAUAAUUUCGCAUGCGUUACUGCAGACUGUCAGUAAAAAUAUAUUAUGAUAAUUUAAUGCACGAAGCUGAACGCCAAGAAUCAUGUUUAAAGACAUUUAUACGCGGCAUAAUCUACAAUUGUAACAGAGC
This is a messenger RNA of Leucoraja erinaceus (little skate), 4560 nucleotides long. It is a transcript of the gene hoxa13b, whose product is annotated as homeobox A13b. Lineage: Eukaryota; Metazoa; Chordata; Chondrichthyes; Rajiformes; Rajidae. The record is from RefSeq and is a predicted model, not a curated record. The coding region runs from base 66 to 959 and encodes 297 amino acids. Gene Ontology annotation, biological process: regulation of transcription by RNA polymerase II. The transcript is spliced from 2 exons. Gene Ontology annotation, molecular function: DNA-binding transcription factor activity, RNA polymerase II-specific; RNA polymerase II cis-regulatory region sequence-specific DNA binding.